Messenger RNA from Stylonychia lemnae, 1719 nucleotides. The record is from the annotation of a GenBank genome assembly. Lineage: Eukaryota; Ciliophora; Spirotrichea; Sporadotrichida; Oxytrichidae.
AUGUUAGGAAAAUUUCAAUAGAUUGACGAACAUUUUUUGCAGCAAGAGGCCGAUUCUUUAAAUACUUUGGAAUAUAUCGACGCUUAAGUUUACAUACAGUCCAAAGAGAUUGGCUAAGGAAAUGGAAGAUUAAUUGUUGAUGUGAAUCAAAUCGGGUUUCUUUAUGAUAGCUUAAUCUUUAGAAAUCAUGAUCAGAGAGAAUAAUUGCAGACAUACUUUACCCUUUCUCUGUCCAACCUUUGCUUCACCAAAAGUAAUUUUGCAUAAAAUCUCACAAAGUUCAAGCUUUUUACGAGUGCCAAUUAGCAAUCUACAGACUCAAUUAGCAUUUAUGUCAGCUCUAGCUAUGAUGAAGCAUUUAGUAAUAAGUUAAAGAUUAAUUGUAUUAUUUUUGGGAGGUUAGAAAAUUACUUCAUAAUUUCUCAGUUUAUAAGUGAAGGAUCUCAGGCUUCUGUCUAUCAAGCUAAAUCAAUUGAUGAAAGUAACAAAAAUAUAUAUGCAAUCAAGCAGUAUGACAUUCAAAAUCAAUAACAACUCAAGUAGAUUAAAACAGAAGUCAAAUUUAUAAGGAAAUUGCAAAUUAUAGAUGACGAAUUUUUCUGUCGGUUGCAUUUAGUUUUAUAAGAAUAGGACAAAAUAUAUUUGGUUAUGGAUUACUUUAAGAAUGGGGACUUAUCUCAUCUGAUUUGCCAAGAAAAGCCUUUGACUGAGUCUUAAAUCAAAAACAUAAUGUCACAACUCUUAUUAUCCACAUAUAUAAUGCAUAGUGAGAAUAUUAUUCAUCGAGAUUUGAAACCAGAAAAUAUUCUCUUAAUAAAUAGUGAUUCACUUAAGGUUUCAGUGACUGAUCUAGGACUAGCCUGCUUGAAUAAUGAUUAUACCAAUAAAAACAAAAAAUGUGGAUCUCCAGGGUUUAUGGCACCAGAAAUACUUAGAGAUUAAUCAUUUGAUUUAAACAGUGAUAUUUUCAGUCUGGGAUGCAUCAUGUUUGCUCUCAUUGCUAAAAAAUAUAUAUUUCCUGCUUAAACUCUUCAGAAACUCAUUCUUUAGAAUCAAUAUGCCUACCCUUCAGAUUUAAUUGAUAAGCAAAAAUUAGAAGUUUCACAAGAAUGUAUAGAGUUAAUGAAGUUAAUGCUAGGCAGAAACUAAAAUAUGCGACCAUCAGCUGAGAAGUGUCUCUAACAUAUAUGGUUCCACGAAAAGAAAUAAUACAUUCUCGAUAAAUUACUUAAAAUAAAACUAAAAAAUUCAUCAAAAAUUAGAGAAAUUUACUCUUUUAAUGCUAUAAAUAGUGGAUUUAUGCUUAAAUCAACAAACCUUAAUUGCUGCACAGGAUAGCAGGCUUACUUGGAUGGUUUAAAUUAAUCAUAUAUCAAAGAAGAACAAAUUGAUCAAACUCAGUUAAGAACUGGUUAAUACGAUGGUGCAAAAUUUAACAAAUUAUGUAAAGAUUAUACAAAUAUUAAUUCCUUGAACAAUUCUUAAAAAAAUUUGGAUGAUAAAUUGUGCAUGUUUGCUAGAAACAUGAAUGAUUUAGAUUAAAAAUUACAAGAUAUUGAAGAAGAAAGAACAGAAGAGUAAACACCAAGGCUAUCUUAAUCAAUCUACUGUAUUGAUUAGCAGCUAAAGAAUAGAAGAAAUUUGUCCCAAAUAAUUAGAGAAUAGAGAGGCAAAAUGAGUAAUUUAAACAGUCCAGUAAAAAUUAGAAUACUCUAAUGA